Molecule: messenger RNA, 2599 nt
Organism: Engraulis encrasicolus (European anchovy)
Lineage: Eukaryota; Metazoa; Chordata; Actinopteri; Clupeiformes; Engraulidae
Gene: kri1
Product: KRI1 homolog
Exons: 19
Coding region: 106-2583 (825 amino acids)
Biological process (GO): endonucleolytic cleavage in ITS1 to separate SSU-rRNA from 5.8S rRNA and LSU-rRNA from tricistronic rRNA transcript (SSU-rRNA, 5.8S rRNA, LSU-rRNA)
Cellular component (GO): 90S preribosome; nucleolus
Source: RefSeq, a predicted model, not a curated record
GGAAGAAAUUCUCCCAUGCGGAAUGUAGGAGUGCUCAUGUAGACAGACGUUACUCUGAAAUUAAAGUGUUUGUUGACGGUAAAUCUACUUAUUCCUCGGGACACGAUGCCUGGGAACACAGAGUUAAAGAUAAAUAAGAAAUUUGCAGAUAAAUAUGAAAAGUACAGACAACGGGAGGAGUUGCAGAGACUAAAGGACCGCUACGGAGAUGAAGAGGAGGAAGGCAGUGAGUCUUCUGAAUCUGAUUCAGAUGAGGACAGUGAAGUGGAGCUUGAUCCAAAACUGGAAAGGGACUUCUAUAGGACUCUUUCACUGUUGAAGAAGAAGGAUCCUAAGAUUUAUCAGACAGAUGCUCAGUUUUACUCAGUAGCAGCAGGGUCAAGUAGUGGGGAUGAGGAGGAGGAGGAGGAAGAGGAGGAGGAGGAAGGCCCUUCCACAUCCAAAGCAGCUACCAAGCCAAUGUACAUCAGGGACUAUGAGCGCAAAGUCAUCCUGGAAAAGGGAGGGAAAUACGAAGAUGAAGAUGACAGUGAAAAUGAGGAGGCCUCGAAGAUGAUGUAUGAGAGAGCUGCAUCUCCAAGUUAUAUGCAAGAACAGAAGGACUUAAAAGAGAGUUUUCGCAAGUUCAUUCAGGACAGUGAUGAAGGCAGUGACAAUGAUGACGACGGCCAACUGCUGAAGAGGAGGACCAAAACCGAAGAGGAAAAGGAGAAGGAGGAGGCUGACUAUGUGGAGUGGCUGAAAGGACAGGUGGAGAUGGAGGGCAAGGAGGAGGUCCAGGACAUGUCAUACCUGAAGGAGUACUGGAACAACCCCCAGCUGGACGAGAAGGAGUGCUUCCUCAGGGACUACGUCCUCAACAAGGGCUACCUGGAGGAGGACGAGGACAGGAUACCCACCUAUGAGGAAGUGGUGCAGGACGAUGUGGAGGAUUCUGAGGACGAGGGUGGCUCAUUCCUUAAGAAACAGGAAGACUUUGAGAGGACAUACAAUUUCCGCUUUGAGGAGCCAGACGCUGCAAAGGUGAAAACGUACCCGCGUAACAUUGCCACUUCUGUCCGUACCAAAGACGAACGAAGGAAACGCAAGAGGGAGGAGAUAAAGGACAGGAAGAAAAAGGAGAAGGAGCAGAAGCGUGAGCAGCUGAAGCAGCUGAAGAACCUGAAGAGGAGCGAGAUCAUGGAGAAGCUCAAGAGGCUGCAGGAGCUGACGGGCAACCAGCAGCUGGCCUUCAGCCAACACGACCUGGAGGAGGACUUCGACCCACAGCAGCACGACCAGCUCAUGCAGAAAUACUUUGGAGACGAGUAUUAUGGGGUGGAUGAGGACGAGAAGCCUCAGUUUGAAGAUGAGGAGCUGGAGGAUGGGCAUUGGAACUGGGACACCUGGACAGGAGAGGCAGAGGAGGGCCAUGGAGAGAAGGAGGAGGAGGGGGAGGGGGAGGGGGAGGAAGAGGAAGAGGAGUACGGAGGUGGAGAGACCGGAGGCUACGAGCUCAACUGUGAAGAUGCUGAUUUCAUCAUGGAUGCCGACUACGACCCCAGCCAGCAGCCUUCCAAGAAGAAGAAGAAGACCAAGACGGAACGAGAGGAGAACAAGAAGAAGAAGAAGAAGCAGCAGAUGUCCAAGGAAGACGUCCCCCUCAUGGGCAAGAAGAGGAAGACAUCGCACUUUGCUGAGGUCAUCGCCAAGAACAAGCCCGCUUUUGACCCACAGGAGAAGUCCUUCGAGCAGUACCUUGAUGAGUACUACCGGCUGGACUACGAGGACCUCAUCGACGACCUGCCCUGCAGGUUCCGCUACAGGGAAGUGGUCGCUAACGACUUCGGCCUGACGACUGAUGAGAUUUUGACUGCUGACGAGAAGGAGCUGAACCGCUGGUGCUCUCUUAAGAAGACCUGCAUGUACAGGCCAGAAAAUGAUGAGCUAUGCGACGUGAGCAAUUACAAGAUCAAGGCCCAAGACGUGAGGAAGAAGAAGCAGGUCUUUGUCUCUCUUUAUUCAGAAGAAGAGAAGGACGCUGAUGCCAAGGGAAAAGUGGGGAAGAAGAGGAGGGACCGCAUGAAGAAUGCAGAGCAGAGGCUGCAGGAAGAGCGAGAAGAGGAUGAGGAGGAGGAGGAGGAGGAGGAGGAGGAAGCAGGGACCAGUCAGCAAGGAGCUGCCGACGGGACUGAGGGAGCCAUCAUCAAAGCCCUGGCUGGAGGACAGGAAGAAGAUGAUGAUGAGGAGGAGGAAGAAGAGUUCUUGGUUCCAAAGAAGAAGAAGCAGAAGAAGAACCAUCAGCCAGUCCAGGAGGAGCGCCAGGAGGUGGCUAAGGAGGCUGCUGCCAGGGGACGAAGAGGUGGGGAGCGACUGGCCAAAGCCAGGCCUGACAAGCAGAAGGGGCCCAGGAGGAAACCCCGGCACCCGGGCGGACGACUGCUCUCCGCGUCCUUCAAGGUGAAACUGGGAGGCAGGGAGUUUAGUAAGCAGAGACUGAAGGCCUACGGACUUAACGCCAAGAAGCUGCAUUACAGAGAACUGCACAGGCAAAAGCAAGAAAAGAAAGAUAAACAAACACAGAAGAAACAAAAGAGCGAAUGAUCACUCACUAUUUUUU